Molecule: messenger RNA, 1123 nt
Organism: Ananas comosus (pineapple)
Lineage: Eukaryota; Viridiplantae; Streptophyta; Magnoliopsida; Poales; Bromeliaceae
Product: agamous-like MADS-box protein AGL9 homolog
Exons: 8
Coding region: 119-847 (242 amino acids)
Biological process (GO): positive regulation of transcription by RNA polymerase II
Cellular component (GO): nucleus
Molecular function (GO): RNA polymerase II cis-regulatory region sequence-specific DNA binding; protein dimerization activity; DNA-binding transcription factor activity, RNA polymerase II-specific
Source: RefSeq, a predicted model, not a curated record
CUCCAAAACACAAGCUUCUCCUUUUAGCUCUACACUUCUUCCUCUUCAUCCUCUUCCUCUUCUUGAUCUCUUCUUCUUCUUCUUCUUCGUUUUGGGUUGUGGGUUAGGGUUUUGGGGAAUGGGGAGGGGGAGGGUGGAGCUGAAGCGGAUCGAGAACAAGAUCAAUCGGCAGGUGACCUUCGCGAAGCGCCGGAAUGGGCUCCUCAAGAAGGCCUACGAGCUCUCCGUGCUCUGCGAUGCCGAGGUCGCCCUCAUUAUCUUCUCCAACCGGGGCAAGCUCUACGAGUUCUGCAGCAGCUCCAGCAUGAUGAAGACACUCGAGAGGUACCAAAAAUGCAAUUAUGGGGCGCCGGAAACAAAUAUUAUAUCAAAGGAGACUCAGAGUAGUCAACAGGAAUACUUGAAACUUAAAGCACGUGUCGAGGCCCUGCAACGUUCGCAAAGAAAUCUCCUUGGCGAGGAUUUGGGCCCACUCAGCAGCAAGGAACUUGAGCAACUGGAGCGACAGUUGGAUGCAUCACUGAAACAAAUAAGAUCAACACGCACCCAAUACAUGCUUGAUCAACUGGCAGACCUGCAGAGGAGGGAGCAAAUGCUUUCUGAGGCCAAUAGAAGCCUAAGGAGAAGGCUGGAAGAGAGCAACCAGGCUAGUCAGCAGCAGGUUUGGGAUCCGAACGCACACGCUGUUGGUUAUGGCCGGCAGGCUGCUCAGCCUCAGGGUGAUGGCUUCUUCCAGCCUAUCGAGUGUGAACCCACUCUCCAAAUCGGGUACCAUCCUGAUCAAAUAACAAUCGCGACAACUCCCGGGCCAAGUGUGAGCAACUAUUUGCCAGGAUGGCUUGCAUAAGGUAAUUAAGCAGGUAUUUCUCUGUACACAAUCCUUGCUGCUUUUGGGCCAACACUCUCUCCCUGCUUGUGUUGUAUUGUUAGAGACCCAAUUUCCCACGAAAAUGUUGUGUUUGAUUGUAAUAGUUUGUAUUAUCUAAACUGUUCUACUGGUGCUGCUUGCUCUUAUUUAAUUAGGCACGAGCUUGUAUUUCAGAUACUUGUGUAAUAAGCUACUGGAAGGAUUCACCCUUUUAACUAAUGUCUAUGUAAUUGUAUGGCAUUUGGAGUAUUGUCA